Molecule: messenger RNA, 1353 nt
Organism: Bombina bombina (fire-bellied toad)
Lineage: Eukaryota; Metazoa; Chordata; Amphibia; Anura; Bombinatoridae
Product: tigger transposable element-derived protein 1-like
Exons: 2
Coding region: 1-1353 (450 amino acids)
Cellular component (GO): nucleus
Molecular function (GO): DNA binding
Source: RefSeq, a predicted model, not a curated record
AUGGAACUGAAAGUAGAAAUAAUAAAGAGAUCAGGGAGAGGUGAAAAUCCAUCAUCCAUUGGCAAAGAAUUGGGUUACACAAUUGAAGGUGUUUGUAAUGAAGAAUUUGUUGCAAGUAGGGGUUGGUUUUAUCGCUUUAAAAAAAGAGCAAAUUUGCAUAAUAUUAAAGUUCAAGGCGAAGCAGCGAGUGCCGAUGCAAGUGCUGCAAGUGAUUUUAACAAGAUAUUGGAAGAUAUUAUUGACGAUGGAGACUAUUUGCCAGAACAAAUCUUUAAUGUAGACGAAACUGGCUUGUUUUGGAAAAAAAUGCCUGAGAGGACAUACAUUUCAAAAGAAGAAAAAAGUGCACCAGGACAUAAGGCAACAAAGGACAGGCUGACUUUAUUACUUGGGGGUAAUGCAUCAGGGGAUUUAAAGCUCAAGCCUUUGCUAGUGCAUCACUCCCUAAAUCCGAGGGCACUACGUAAUAUCACCAAGGCAUUUCUUCCUGUUAUUUGGAGGGCAAAUUCAAAGGCUUGGGUUACAUUGACACUCUUUGAAGAAUGGUUUUUGAACCAUUUUAUCCCUGCUGUUGAACGUUAUUGCUUAGCCAAAAACAUUCCUUUUAACAUUCUCCUUGACAAUGCCCCUGGACAUCCAACCACUUUAGAUGUCAUGCACCCCAAUGUAAAGGUGGUAUUUCUGCCCCCCAACACCACAUCACUUAUUCAACCAAUGGAUCAGGGAGUCAUAGCCUCCUUUAAGGCCUAUUAUUUACGGAGAACAUUCUCACAAGCUGUCAGGGCUACCCAAAAUGAUGAGAUGACCUUAACGGAUUUCUGGAGAAAUUAUAAUAUUUAUGAUGCCAUCAAAAAUAUUGCUGAUGCUUGGAAUGAAGUGAAAGAGACAAAUAUGAGAGGAGUUUGGAACAAAUUGUGCCCCCAAUUGACACAAGAAUUUCUGGGUUUUACGGAUGAUGAAAUCGCUGAAACCAGGCAAACUGUGGUUGCUAUGGGUAAUCAACUGCAGUUAAACAUCACUGAAAAUGAUGUCAUCGAGGUUCUCGACUCCCAUAGCCAGGAACAAACCAAUGAAGACCUAAUGGAACUAGAGCAGGAGAUAGAACUGAGGGAAGAAACCCAGGACAUAGAAACUCCACAACUGAAAAAGUUUCUUACAAAAGAGUUAGCUGAUGCUUUUCGUCUUAUUGAAGCAGGAAUGGCAAAGUUAGAGGAGCAAGAUUCUGAUACAGAGAGGUUUGCAAAAGUUCACCGUACAGUUACUGAAGGUCUGAAAUGCUACAGGGCUAUGAGAAAAAGAAAAGCUCUAUAUAAACCUCCCUUGAUGCAUACUUCAAUAAAUGAACUCCAGUAG